Molecule: messenger RNA, 2495 nt
Organism: Schistocerca nitens (vagrant locust)
Lineage: Eukaryota; Metazoa; Arthropoda; Insecta; Orthoptera; Acrididae
Exons: 2
Coding region: 314-2161 (615 amino acids)
Molecular function (GO): NAD+ poly-ADP-ribosyltransferase activity
Source: RefSeq, a predicted model, not a curated record
GGAAAGACUAUUCCACCACGAAUGCGCAGCAUACGAUUUCACCGGCAUUGCUUUAUUAUCUGAAGUUUAUAAUUUGUACAUCUUGCAAGCAGCAGAUAUUAGAAAUGUUGCAUGUUUCCCGGAAUCAGUACAUUAAUUGUUUUUAUGGGGGAAGCUCCAAUGUAUCGUCACGGUAGGGGAAUCCCGCAACUUACAGAGGCUGCCUUAGGAGUCCUGAGAGCUGCGUGACAGCUUAAGUGGUUCUAGGGAGUGCUGCGGAACAGGAAGCUGAUUGGUACAGAGUUAAAUACGCAGAAGAUAAGUUACAAGUACUAUGGAUAAACAAAAUAUACAUAUUCAGGAAGCUUGUGGGAAACCUGAUGUAAAAGACACAUACCUGGAAGACAACACCAAGUUUGUGAAUUGUGAAAACUGCUCACAAAGCUGUUUACUGUCAGGAGUGGACAUAGUUGCACAACAACUGAGAGAAGCUCAAGGCUAUAAUGAAGCAAACAUACAAUCUGGUCUGGAUCAGUGUGUAACAUUAUUGAAGGGAAAAGAAGCUGAGAUGUCUGCAGAUCCACCAACAAAGAAGUUAAAAACAGAACACAAAUUACAGACUGAAGAAAGUGUUGCGAACAACAUAGAAGAUUUUCAUGUUUGUACUCAGUCAGAUAAGGAGUCAGAAAGUAAUAUAAAUGAGCAAGAGUCUCAACAGUCAGUUACUGGCUUUCCUCUUAAUAUAACUGCAGAUUUAUUUCAUGAAGACAACAGUAAUGAUGAUCAAAAUACUUUACGCAAGAAAACAAUAACAAGUGAAGUGUUUCAUAACAAAAUUGAUUGCUCUUCUACAGUUGGGAAAAGACAGAUAAAUCAAGCUGAAGAGGAAGCAGCAUAUAAGGGACUAAUAAAGAGCAAAAUGUCCAUAGUGGACAAUCAAGAAAAGACACUGUUUCCCAAUUCACUGGAAAAAUUCCAUGGUCAAGAAAUGCAAGGUGUGAAGCUAGUCUCCGUAGGCCAGGAAGUACUAAUAAGUGUAACCAAGAGGCCAGUCAAUGAUAAUUCAGGCACGGAAUAUCCUCAAAAGGAAAUAAUAAUGUUGGAAGAUCAAAAUCAAAAGCCCCAGAAUAAGGAAACAACCACACUGAAUGAAGCACCUUAUGGGAAAAAUAAUUGCUCAUGUACAGCAAAAGAAAUCAAUAAAUCAGAAAUUGAAGAUGGUUCAGAAAGAAAUGAAAUAGCUUCUGAUGAAUCAGGCUCAGGAAGUUCUGUGAAAGAAAUUGCUGUUCUGGUCACUGAGGAUAAAAAUCAGAAUGUGGAAAAUAGGGGAAUUACAAAGCCAGUGUGUGAGGAAUUCAUCUCAAAUGACACAUUCACAACGAACCAACUGAGUCCAGAAGAAGAAGGAAACAAUGAGACGCCAUCGGACAUAAUACUAACACCUAAUGAAGUACAUAGUGCAGAAAACCACGGCUUACUUUUGGGUGAAAAAGGAAAUGAGGAAGUGACAGACAGUGCAGAAAAUAAAUCAGAAAAGAGUCUUCAUAUGAUCGUCUUUGAACAAGAAAUAUCCUGGACAGCCUUAUUACAGGAUGAAGUAUUCAAAUUAGUUGAUAUUUCUUGUAUUAGUGCUAAAUACAGUAUGAUAAAAACAUUGUUUCAGGGUACUACACAAAAGCAUUUUAAUAUCAUCAAAAUAGUUGAAGUGCAAAAUCCUUUUUUGUAUAGUUAUUAUCUUUUGAAAAAAGCAGAAAUGAUGUCCAGAUAUGGUCAUAUUAAAGAAGAAUAUCUCUUCCAUGGUACUAAAAUCGAAAAUAUUUCUUCAAUCUGUGAAAAAAAUCUUGACUGGAGAAAACAUGGAUCUAUAACUGGAAAUAUCUUUGGGAAAGGGGUCUCACUGACUCCUAUUUCAUGUUAUGCAAGUCAUUACUCAGACAAAAAUAUGGUGGAAAAAAUUAUGUUCGUUUUCAGAGUCAUCAUAGCAGAUGAAACUGAGGGAAAUCCAGACAUGGUUGUACCACCUUACAAAGAUGAAUUAAGAAAACUGAGGUAUGACACUACAGUCAAGCCAAACCGUCAAGUUAUUGUCAAAUUUUCUGAUAAUGAGUUUUAUCCUGCUUAUGUGGUGUAUUACACUGGAAAAUAUAAGUCUCGUAAGUCUCGUAAGUGGAUCAGACUUUGAUACUUCAGCAUAGCAAGAUAUAUAUCAGUCCUUCAUUAUUUCCUACUGAAAACCUGAUGAAUCUCAAUAAAAUAAUUAUUUUUCAUGAAAUUAUUACAUUACUGCAUCUCAUAUAGUUUUUUUUUAAAAUAAAAAGAAGAAAAGAUAGAGAGGCCUAGGCCCAUAUUAUUUUGAAACUGAUUACUUAUAUCAGCACUGGAUGUUAGCAACAAAUAUUUAGUUUGUUAAUUUUACAUGACUCCUGCAAACUAUAAUGUCAUAUUGCAAUGAAUUUCUUUAUUUUUCCAUUGGACAUUUUAAUUUGUUUUUAUUAAGAAGCCUUUUUUCUUAUUUU